CCGGCAACCCCACGCGGUUGUAGGAGCAAAAGCAAAUUUUCCAUCAUACGGAUUCUGGCAUACGCGAAAUUCGUUCUAAGUCGAAUUGCCGGUCUUCAGCAGUGCUUGUCAUUCACGCUGUGGAACGAGUGCAGUGUUUUCUGUUCGUUUAUUUUGGAUUUGGUGUGUUUCUUUUUGGAUUGCGGAUUUGGAAUUUUUAUUAAUUUUGGAACUUUUUUUAACUGCAUCAUGACGGAAAAUUUAACGAAGUUACCAGUGAAGAGCAUUUUGAGGAAAAGUUCUCUUACUUUUAUAGAACACGAUGAUUCGGAAAUACAGCUAACCCUAGAUUCAGAGAAGCCCACUAAAGUUAUUGUGGAACCUGUCGAAACACCUCCCAAAGAAUACCCUGGAGAAACAGAAGAAGAAAAGGCGCGCCGUGAAGAAUUCGAACUGAAACGCAAGAUGAAUCGCCACCAGGAAGCUAUGAAAGUGGCCAUCGCCAAGAAGCUGCUCUCCCAAGAAGAGAUCGAGGAAGAACUGGACCUCAACACAGAGGAUGAGACGGUAUCGGAUGCCAGCGAGGAUGCCCUUGAAAAGGACGAUAACGAAUACUAUUACGCGUCAACUGAUGAUAUCACAGAGGAUGCCACAGAACAGAAUACAAAGUCCACUGUCUGAUGGGCAUCAAAGGAAGGAGAGAAAAAAAAGUUACCUUUGCCACAAUGUUCCGUUUUGUUUAUUAUUAUUUUUUCAUUCAUGUUGCCAGAUAUACAGAAAACAUUUGACCUUUUUUUUUUAAAAAAAAAUAUAUUUUAAUUGUAUGAGGACGCAUUUUAGGAAGAAAUUAAUAAUUAUGAUGUGUGUGGAUUUUUUCAUGUGAGUUUAACUCCUGGUGGAUUUCACUAAAAAAAGUCAUCUAUAGAAAGAGUUUUUAAUCCAUUGAUUUACAAAUUCCUAAUUAGAUGGCACAUCCUCUUUGGUGCAUUUAUUUAAAUCCUGUAUAUGAAUGUAACUGAAAUAUUCAAGCAUGUUUAAGUGAUUUUUGUUUUAGGCAGAUUCCUUAUAGGUUGGCUAUCUCUUGUAAUGUUUUUAUAUGAAUAUAACGCUUUGUAGUAGCUUGCUGUUCAGAUUUUGAAUUAUAUUUUGUGCAAUAAGGAUAAAUGUUUUUAAAUGCACUUUUUAAAUUAAUCUUGUUGAUUCGGAAGUUGUGUUAAUCUGUUGUUCUUUAGUCUGAUGUCUGCCGCAUUGCUGGAGAGUAUUAAAAAAAAAGCAACCAUUAUAGUCUUAAAAUUAAAAUAAAAUAAAAAAAACGUGAUAUAGUUUUUCCUUUUAUUCCUAUUAAUAUAAUUUAAAUGUUUAAAAGUGCACCAGGUAAGAUCUUAAUUCCAAUAUUAAUUUUUUAAAGCAAUUUUUAAAAGCAGACUAUAUUUAUCUCAAUAUAUUAAAAAAAAUAAUAAUAAAUUCUUAAUUUAUAUCAUAAAAUGUUAUCCAUUACAUUUAACUGAAAAAAGAAUUUCAAACGAUAAUUAAUUCCUUUACGUAUGCUUAAAUGCAGAUGAAUUUUUUUUUAUUUUUUACUGGCUAAUAUAAUUUUUUGACAUUUGCUUAAAAAUUUUCAAAGCUUUUUAAUAAUAUAUUAGAAGUAAACCUAUUUGUAUUUUAUUUUUAUAUUAGUUAUGUUCAUAUUAUUUAUUUUGCAAUAAAUCCUGAAUAAUGCGAAAACAAUAAAGUCAUGAUAUGGUUUUAUAUCAUGAAGCUACAAUAUUUCAAUAAUUUUGUCAAAGGAAUGAAAAAAGUUUCGAAAACAUUAAUUUAGAUUAUAAGGAAUGUACCUUUGUCUUCCCGCUAGCCGAGUGGAUUUUUUUAAGCUAAACUACUUAGCUUCCUAUUUUAGCUUAAUUACAAAUUUAAUAAUUAAAUCAAUCGAUUAAAUUCUUCAAGUCGAUGUAUGUGACAAAUGCUUUAUAGCGAGAAAAGGAUUAAACUUCUGUGACGCGAAACUUUUCACUACAUUUUCAUUUUGGAUUCUUUUACACUUAUAAGUAAAAAUUGUUUUUUAAAAAUCAUCUGAAUUCAAACCAUUCCAUUAAAAUUUUCUGAACAGCAAUUUUAAAAUGAAUUUGUUUUAUUUAUAAUGAAUAAAAUGAAAUAAUUUGUUUAUGUUAUGCUUCGUUAUAUUUAUUUUCGAAUGUGUGAGUUUCCCCCGUCACUCAGUUAGUAUUGUGAAAAGUUAAAAAUGCUUUGAUCUAUAUGAUGUGUUAAAUCGAAAACGACAUGACAUAUUUUAAAUUCCGUGGCAAGUUUGUUUUGGGGGCAUAGUGUAUAUGAAUUGCCGUUAAAAAAAUUAAAUUUUAAUGUAACAAUUCUUAAUGUUUUGUGCCAUUUUCAUUUUGUAUUACAGAAAUCAUGAUUAUUAAAAGAAAGGUUUGAAUAUGA
This is a messenger RNA of Argiope bruennichi, 2418 nucleotides long. RefSeq lists its product as uncharacterized. The record is from RefSeq and is a predicted model, not a curated record. The transcript has 3 exons. Lineage: Eukaryota; Metazoa; Arthropoda; Arachnida; Araneae; Araneidae. The coding region runs from base 229 to 660 and encodes 143 amino acids.